Symbiodinium necroappetens is the source of this 186-nucleotide messenger RNA. The record is from the annotation of a GenBank genome assembly. NCBI's taxonomy places the organism in Eukaryota, Dinophyceae, Suessiales, Symbiodiniaceae.
AUGACAUGCAUUGUCACCGGACGGUUUGUGGCCUGCGGGCGUGAGCUUCAGACCUCCGACAUCAGUGCCCUUGACGACUACAUUCACCGCUGCAAGCUUGGCCCAUAUCGUCCUGGCCGCGCAGUGGUGUUGAUGCAGCAAGCUGCUUCAUCGCCAACGGCGGAACAACGUGACAGCGCCACACAG